This is a messenger RNA of Haemonchus placei, 252 nucleotides long. The record is from the annotation of a GenBank genome assembly. NCBI's taxonomy places the organism in Eukaryota, Metazoa, Nematoda, Chromadorea, Rhabditida, Trichostrongylidae.
AUGCGUACAUUCACUAACAUCCUCUUGACCUCAUUAGCGACAGCAGAUCUUCUGGUAGGAUUUGUCGUGAUGCCCAUGUCACUUCUCGAUUUGCUUUAUAGUCAUCGAUGGCCACUAGGGAGAUUUCUUUGCGGUUUAUGGGCCACAUCCGAUGUGCUGCUUUGCACCGCUAGUAUUUUGAAUCUUUGUGUAAUUAGUCUGGACCGAUAUAUGGCAAUCACUUCUCCACUCAAGUAUCCGAGGACCAGGUAA